This is a messenger RNA of Tripterygium wilfordii, 1526 nucleotides long. Its product is annotated as protein BIG GRAIN 1-like B. The record is from RefSeq and is a predicted model, not a curated record. Bases 285 to 1412 code for a protein of 375 amino acids. The transcript has a single exon. Lineage: Eukaryota; Viridiplantae; Streptophyta; Magnoliopsida; Celastrales; Celastraceae. Gene Ontology annotation, biological process: auxin-activated signaling pathway.
CCCCACUGCUUUGUGGGCUUAUAAGAGCAUGUGAAAUAGAGAAUCACAAAGAACUCUCUCUCUCUCACACAAAUCAUCUCUUGCGUUUGCUUCUCUCUUCCUCCUCAGGCGUGGCUUUUGGCUUUCAAUUACUCUCUCUCAACCCAUCAAUGACCAUAUCUGCUUUAUUUUCUUGUCUUUUAUACAUUCACUCACAGUGAGACAGAGAGAAGAAGACAUUACACAACACAUACUGUGUGUGCUUAAUUUGUCUUGUUACUCUAUUCCUGUUCGUAUAUAAAAUCAUGGAUGUUAGAUGGGAGAAGACAUUAAGAGAUCAAGAUCAUCGUAACCGACACAACCCAUCUUUCUCUUCUACUCUUCUUGAUGCAAUCUAUCGUUCAAUAGACGAGCCAGCUGCCAACGACAACGACAACAACAACAACAACAAACGAGACCAUGAAAACAUGAUCUUCUACAAAGAAUCCAUCACAAGAAAGAAGCAUUUCGUCGAGAAGAAGAAUGUGAGCUCCGAAAAAGUUGUUCUCCGGAGGAAAUCCAUGGAGGAUUUGGACAAGAAAGUGAAACAUCAGAGAAAUUUGGAAUCGGUGCUGUUGAAUUCGAGCUCCACUUCCUCCGAUUCAAGCUACGGCGGGGGGUUUUCGUCGUCCGAGUCUGAAUCAUUUUCGAGGCGAAAGCCUAUCAGAACAAGCGUUUCGAGUAGUACUACUCGGCCUGAAAUGAUGCAUAAGGGAGUUAGUUUUGGUAACAAGACUAAAACGAAGGCGUUGAAGAUAUAUGGUGAUCUCAACAAGAAGGUGAAGCAGCCAAUUUCACCGGGGGGUCGCCUGGCGACCUUUUUGAAUUCAAUUUUCACUGCAGGAAAUGCGAAGAAGGCAAAGAUUAAAUCGAAGUCGUCAGACAAGGCAUCAUCGUUGUCUAGUACUUGUUCUUCAGCUUCUUCGUUCUCGAGAUCUUGUUUGAGCAACACACCUUCUUCGAGAGGUACUAAUGGAGUAAAGAGAUCGGUGAGGUUUUGUCCAGUGAGUGUGAUUGUUGAUGAGGAGUGUAGGCCUUGUGGACACAAAGCACUGUAUGAGAACAAAGAGACUAGUUGUAAUAGUACAAGUGCUUUAAUGGCUGUUGUGAAGAAGAGCAAUACCACAAUCAAUGAAGAGCUUAGGCUUCAUAUUAUGAGCGAAAAUCAUCGCGUCAAGGAAGUUGCAAGGGAUCUUUUGAAGAAUUAUCGAAAGAUUGAUCAUGAUUCUGAUGACGAUGAUGAUGAUGAUGCAGCCAGUUAUUCAAGCUCGGAUUUGUUCGAAUUGGAUAAUUUGUCCGCGAUUGGGAUCGAAAGGUAUCGAGAAGAAUUGCCCGUCUACGAAACGACACAUCUUGAUACCAAUCUAGCUAUUGCUAAUGGUCUGAUUAUGUAAUUGUUGAUGAACUAAUUUUCCUUUUUCUUUUAAUUAAUAUUAAUGAAUGGUUUGGGGGUUUACAUCAAAGAAGAAUAAGACUUGUCUUUCUUUAAUCAUACUUUAACUUAUGUU